AUGCUGAAUCGUCCUAUCGCGGACAAUGUGGACAUCUCAAUUCAUCAGCCCAGAGAUCCCAACACAUUGAGUAACUACAAUGUCUGGAGAACCAAGCAUGUGACAGCGGACCUGGAGCUGGAGUUCAACAAGAACAGAUGUGUUGGUACCAUCAAGCUGGAGUUGGAGAGACUAGAAAAGGGUCAGGGAAGUGGAAAGGUCGUUCUUGAUACCAGCUUCCUUGAUAUUCAGGAAGUCAAGCUUGCUGGGAAGAAGGCCAAGUGGAAUCUUGGAGAGAGAUUCGAGCCUUAUGGAAGCCCUCUUACCAUCGAGAUCCCUGACGACCACUCUGGAGACGCCGAAAUUGAGGUCACCAUGGCUACCACGGACAAGUGCACUGCUGUUCAGUGGAUGACUCCUGAGCAAACUUCCAACAAGAAGCACCCUUACAUGUUCUCUCAAUGUCAGGCCAUCCAUGCUCGUUCGCUCUUGCCUUGCCAGGACACUCCUGAUGUCAAGUCGACCUUCACCUUCAACAUCCGCUCUCCUCUCCCUGUCCUUGCUAGCGGUCUGCCUACUGGAAACAAGGACUUCCGUCCUGGUGAGGGUGAUGCUCCCGGUACUCUUCUGUACACUUUCGAUCAAAAGAUCCCCAUGCCCGUCUACCUCUUCGCUCUUGCUAGUGGAGACCUUGCUUCUGCUGCUAUUGGUCCUCGCAGUUGCGUUCACACUGGCCCUGAAGAGCUUUUGGCUUCACAGUGGGAGUUUGAGCCCACCGAGAAAUUCAUCCAGGCUGCUGAGAAGAUUGUCUUCCCCUACGCUUGGACACAGUACAACGUGCUUGUCCUGCCUCCCAGUUUCCCAUACGGUGGAAUGGAGAAUCCCAUUUUCACCUUUGCGACACCAACUCUUGUCUCUGGCGACCGCGAGAAUGUCGACGUCAUUGCACAUGAACUCGCCCAUUCAUGGUCUGGUAACUUAGUCACUAAUUGCAGCUGGGAGCACUUCUGGCUAAAUGAGGGCUGGACCGUUUACCUUGAGCGCAGAAUCCAGGCCGCCAUCCACGGUGAACCCCACAGAGACUUUAGCGCAAUCAUCGGAUGGAAGGCCUUGACAGACAGUAUUGAAGGCUAUGGUGCUGAGCACGAAUACACAAAACUGAUUCCUGACCUCAAGGGCAAGGAUCCCGAUGAUGCAUUCUCCAGCAUUCCUUACGAGAAGGGCUUCACUUUCCUCUACUACCUCGAGAAGUUAAUCGGCAAAGAGAAGUGGGAUAAGUUUAUUCCCCACUACUUUGCCACCUUUGCUCAGAAGUCUCUUGACUCGUACGAGUUCAAGGCCACUCUGCUUGACUUCUUUGCGAAGGACGAGAAGGCGACUGACAAGUUGAACUCUGUUGAAUGGGACACGUGGUUCUACAAGCCCGGUUACCCUCCCAAGCCUGACUUUGACACCAGCAUGGUAGACGUCUGCUAUGACCUCGCCGGCAAGUGGGAGGCUCUGAACAGCGGAAGCUCGGAGUUCCUGCCUUCAGCCUCGGAUAUCUCGUCAUGGUCGGCCAACCAAUCCGUCGUAUUCCUCGAGAAGAUUCAGACAUGGAAGACACCUCUUUCACCAGCUCUGGUGGAGAAGAUGGGUGAGGUGUACUCCUAUGCUGCCUCAAAGAAUGUCGAAGUGGUCAGUAGAUACAUGAUUGUCGGUCUCAAGGCAAGAUGCGAGAGUGUGUACAUUCCCACCACCGAAUUGCUUGGCAGAGUCGGUCGCAUGAAGUUUGUCCGCCCGCUCUACAGAAACCUGAGAGAGUGUGAUGAAAAGCUGGCUCAACAGACGUUCGAGAAGUACAAGGAGUUCUACCAUCCUAUUUGCAAGGACAUGGCUAGCAAAGAUGUUUACGGAAAGGGUCGCGGCGGUUAG
Aureobasidium melanogenum CBS 110374 is the source of this 1893-nucleotide messenger RNA. Its product is annotated as leukotriene A-4 hydrolase. The transcript has a single exon. Gene Ontology annotation, molecular function: aminopeptidase activity; zinc ion binding; epoxide hydrolase activity. Gene Ontology annotation, cellular component: cytosol. Lineage: Eukaryota; Fungi; Ascomycota; Dothideomycetes; Dothideales; Saccotheciaceae. Bases 1 to 1893 code for a protein of 630 amino acids. The record is from RefSeq and is a predicted model, not a curated record. Gene Ontology annotation, biological process: proteolysis.